This is a messenger RNA of Lates calcarifer (barramundi perch), 6457 nucleotides long. RefSeq names its product E3 ubiquitin-protein ligase RNF123. The coding region runs from base 205 to 4203 and encodes 1332 amino acids. The record is from RefSeq and is a predicted model, not a curated record. Lineage: Eukaryota; Metazoa; Chordata; Actinopteri; Centropomidae. Gene Ontology annotation, molecular function: protein binding; ubiquitin-protein transferase activity. The transcript is spliced from 40 exons. Gene Ontology annotation, cellular component: cytoplasm.
UCGCAGCUGCCGCUCCGUAGUGCGAGAGGCGUUGACAGAGAGGACUGUUGUGGUGGACAUUCUGCUUCUCCUCCGGACCGCAGCCGAACACGUCCCGUGUGUCAGUCCGAACACUGGACACAGUGCCGGGCCUCAGGUGGAAGAGCGGUCCGUUUCACCUGAAGCAGCGCAGUGUGUGGGAGCAGCUGAGUGCAGUGGGACAGUAUGAGCUCUAAAGGGGGGGGCACGGCUCUGACCCGCCGUAACUACAGACUGUCCUCAGACACAGACAAACCCAGAGCUACAGGUAUAGUGAAUGAGAAGCUGCUCAGUGAUUACCUGCAUCAUGUGUUUCCUUCAACCAAAGCGCAGGGACCUGCAGUGGCCUCCCUCAGGAAGACUCUUGGUUUCCAGGACCUGGGUGCUCACCUGGAGAGACUCCUGUCUGAGGGAGAAGCCAGCGAGGACAGCAGAGAUCAGCCCGUUGAAGGUCGUCUGGGUCCUCAGCCCGUCGUCCUCGAUCACACCAGUGGGUUUGAAGGCCUCCUGUUUGUAGAUGACGACCUGCUGGGGGUCAUCGGCCACAGCAACUUCAGCUCCAUCAGAGCCACCACCUGUGUUUACAAAGGGAAGUGGGCGUACGAGGUUCUGAUCUCCUCCCAGGGUCUGAUGCAGAUCGGCUGGUGUACUCUGAACUGUCGCUUCAACCAGGAGGAGGGAGUGGGGGACACGCCUGAUUCUUACGCCUAUGAUGGAAACAGAGUCAGGAAGUGGAACGUGACGACCACCAACUAUGGGAAGUCGUGGGCUGCAGGAGACAUCGUCAGCUGCCUGAUAGACCUGGACGAGGGAACAAUCACUUUCUGCCUGAACGGCCAGUCUCUGGGCACGGCUUUCACCAACAUUAAGAUGGGUCCAGGUGUAGCGUACUUUCCUGCCAUCAGCCUCUCCUUCAAAGAGUCGGUGGCCUUUAACUUUGGCAGCAGACCUCUCAGGUACCCUGUGGACGGGUACCUGCCCCUGCAGAACCCCCCCUCUGCAGACCUGACCAAGGCUCACAAACUGCUGGGCUACAUCAAGAAUGUCCUGUCCACCAGCAUCGACACACAGGAGGACAGGCUGCUGGAGAAGGACUGUGCCUUGUGGAGGCUUCAUGGAGAACCAACAGUCCUCAUCGCUCUGGCUCACAUCUUCAACCACUUUGCUCCUCUCAUGUGUAAAGUGUACCUGGUGGAGGACGUUCUGAUGAACUUCCUGUUGGGGAUUCUGGAGGGAGGAGGUUCAGUGGACGAACACCCGCUCAUACAGCAGCUCCUGGAUCUGUUCUGGCUGCUGAUGGAGGACUAUGAAGUGAACGAGUGUCUGAAGCAGCUGAUGAUGUCCUUGCUCAGAGCUUAUCGCUUCUCCCCCAUCAUCCCUGACCUGGGCUUCCAGAUCCAUUACCUGCGUCUGACCACAGCCAUCCUGCAUCAUGAGAAGUCCAGGAAAUACCUGCUCAACAACGUCUUGUUUGACGUCCUGCGUUCAGUCGUGUUUUUUUACAUCAAGACUCCUCUGAGGGUGAAGGAGGCGGGGUUAGAGGAGCUCAUCCCCACCACCUGGUGGCCCACGCACUUCGACAAGGAGGGUAAAGACGAGCGAGACCCUAAAGAUGAGAGUGCAGAUGAACGUCUGAGGCGUCGAGCGUAUGAGAGAGGCUGUCAGAGACUGAAGAAGAGGAUCGAAGUGGUGGAGGAGUUACAGGUUCAAAUCCUGAGGCUGCUGCUCAAUAACAAAGACAAGACGACGGGAGAAGCUUCUCGCUACAUUUUCCUCAAUAAGUUCAGGAAGUUUCUCCAGGAAAACGCCAGCAACAGAGGGCACCCCACAGCUCUGUGUCCUCCAGAGUACAUGGUGUGUUUCCUCCACCGCCUCAUCACGGCCGUGAGGAGCUGCUGGGACGAAGGGAACAGGAAGAGUCCAGGCAGCGUCAACAGUGAAGAGGCCUAUGUCCCCCCCCAGCUCUUCUACAAUGGGAAGGUGGAUUACUUUGACCUGCAGAGACUGGGGGGGCUUCUGUCCCAUCUAAAGAAAACACUCAAAGAUGACUUGGCCAGUAAGGCCAACAUCAUCAUCGACCCUGCAGAGAUCCAGGCCACGUCUAUGGACGACCUGGACGAGGACGAGGAGAGCGGAGCAGCACAGAGGCCGUUCGGCGCAGCAGCGAUGGGCGGAGCUCUGGCGAGGCCCAGCUGGUUGAGUUCUCCCACUCUGGGUCGAGCCAACCGGUUCCUGAGCACGGCCGCCGUCAGUCUGAUGACCCCCAGACGACCCCUGACCCAGCCAGAGAAGGUGAAGAUCCGAACCCUGACUGUGGAGCAGAGGACUGAGGAGGACAUCGAGGGUAGCCACGGUAAUGACGGCCUGUUGCUGGGGCGACCGCUGGAGGAGCCCGAUCAGCCGAUCGCAGACAAGUCUCUGCUGGAGAUCAUCGACGGGAUCGUCAUGAUGUACAACCUGAGUGUUCAUCAGCAGCUGGGGAAGAUGGUGGUGGUUUCAGACGACGUCCAUGAGUACGCUGUGGCUCUGAAGGACACGGAGGAGAAGAUCGCUCGAUGUCCUGCCCGGAGAGCAGACAUCCUGGAGGAGCUCCAGAAAAGCCAGAAGGUGUUUGCAGAGAAGCUGAACCACCUGAGCAGGAGACUGGCCUGGAUCAAUGCCACCAUCUACUCCAAGGAGAAGAUGCUGGACGUGUACUGGCUGCUGUGCGUCUGUAUUCGGACCAUCGAACACGCCGACAACACGGGCUCCCUGUUCGCCUUCGCUCCAGAGUUCUACCUCAAUGUCGCCAUGAACGCUUACAGCGCCCUCAAGAACUACUUCAGCCCCGCAAACAGCAUGGAGGAGCUGCCAGGAUACGAAGAAACAUUGACUCAGCUGGCUGCCAUCCUCGCCAAGCACUUCGCUGACCCACGCAUCGUCGGCACAGAUAUCAAAGACUCUCUGAUGCAGGCCCUGGCCAGCUACGUCUGCUACCCACAAUCCCUCAGGGCAGUGGAGCGGAUCCCAGAGGAGCAACGUGUGGCCAUGAUGAGGAACCUGUUGGCUCCGUAUGAACAGAGACCCUGGGCUCAGACCAACUGGAUCCUGGUCAGACUCUGGAGGGGCUGUGGGUUUGGAUACAGAUACACUCGCCUUCCUCACCUGCUGAAAACCAAACCUGAGGACGCCAACCUGCCCAGCCUGCAGAAGCCGUGUCCGUCGUUGCUGCUGCAGAGACACAUGGCGGAGCUGCUGAGCAUGGACAAAGACAUGGCCGCCUCCUUCCUCAACAGCGUCCUAAACCAGCUCAACUGGGCUUUCUCCGAGUUCAUCGGCAUGAUCCAGGAGAUCCAACAGGCUGCAGAACGUCCAGAGAGAAACUUUGUGGACACUCGACAGCUGAAGGUGUGUGCGACCUGCUUCGACCUGUCCGUCAGUCUGCUGCGUGUCCUGGAGAUGACCGUCACUCUGGUCCCUGAGAUCUUCCUGGACUGGUCCAGACCCUCUGCAGAGCUGCUCCUCAGACGACUGGCUCAGCUGUUGAACCAGGUGUUAAACCGAGUGACGGCAGAGAAGAACCUGUUCGACCGAGUCGUCAACUUAAGACUGCCAGGUCUGGAGUCUGUAGACCACUACCCGAUCCUGGUCGCUGUUACAGGGAUCCUGGUUCGAAUCCUGGUGGAUGGAGACAGACAGGGGAUAUCUCGAGCUGCCUCCGUCCUGCUCUCUGACCCUUGUUUCCAGCUCCACUCCAUCCAGCACCUGUUAGGAGAGGGGGGGGACUCCUCCAGCUCCUCGGCAGCCGUCGCCCCCGCCGCCCGGCCCGUGGUCGGGUCGCUGGGGUCGUCGGUGGCCCCUCCCAUCCCGUCAGCCGCUGGAACCGCAGGCUCUUCAGAGAGGAAACACUUCUCCCUGCACUCAUACACAGACUACAUCAGUGAGGAUGAGAAACAGAAGGUGGAGCUGAUGUUGGCGUUUCUCACAGAAGAGUCCAAACAGGCCGCAGCCAGCACAGCUCCAACCAGUGAAGAAGACCUCUGCCCCAUCUGCUACGCUCACUCCAUCUCUGCCAUCUUCAAACCCUGCUCACACAAGUCCUGCAAAGCCUGUAUCAACCAGCACCUGAUGAACAACAAGGACUGUUUCUUCUGCAAAGCCACCAUCACCGGGGUCGAAGACUACAGCAAGCCCGCCUCCUCCUAACACACACACCUCACACACCUCACACACCUCACACACACCUGACCCAUGUUAGCUGUAAAGAUCACAAGAAUAGUUUAAAGAGUGUGAGACUGACUCAGACUCAGACCUUCAUCCUCAGACAUCAGUGAACCCAAAGAUUCCUCUCAGUCCUGUCCUCAGCAGCUCGCUGAAAUCCACUUCCUGUUUCUACUGGAACAGUUUGACAUCCUGGUCUCUGGAUAUCGACCUGUGUUGUGUUAGACCCUGAAGACGUCCUGUCUCCACCUGUCUGACACAGCAGACGUUAACCUGCAGCUGAGACUGACUCUGACUCACCUGGAUGCAGGUGAACGAGCCUCGUCUCACCUGUUCAGCAGAGCAGAAGUUCAGUUAUCUGUUUCACAUUUUACUAAACGCUUCAGAGCUCAGGAGAAAAAGACAAAAACAGAAACGCCUACGUUCACUUCCCGAUCAUCAGUCUCCGUGUUACCUUCACCUAAUUGGUCACGUUCUGAUCAUGUGACUUGUUUCAGCCUCGACUCUCAGAGGUGAAUGUAACAUGGAGGAUGAGUCUGAGCUCAGUGUUAGCUUGUGUUUCUACUUCCUGUUCACACCUGUCAUGUGAUGUGUGUUCUCAGGUGUGUUAGUGUGGACAGGCUGCGUCACUGACAGGUUUUACAGCUCAUCAUGUGUCUGAGUUUAAACCUGAAGCAGCAGCUCUGAUGAAGAUGAAGAUGAUUCCACAGCUUCCUCUGCAGGUUCAGACCCAGGCUGACUUUAUCCUCUGCAGUGGAAACACACACACACACACACACACACAGGUCUGCUGAGGGCUGAACAACAAAAAAUAUCAUGAUGUAGACAGAUGGCAGGAGACUCAGUGUUCUCUGUACAACACACACACACACACACAACACACACACAGAGAACAGAGUAGUGGUUGGGAGGACAGCAGCGUCCUUGGCUGUGAGAACUCACUGUCAUAUUAACACAACAACUCACCUCUACCUGUCAGCACAGGUACACCACACACACAAACACACACAGACGGGUCCUUACAGAGGAACAGGAUGGUGGGUGUAUACAUCACCUUUACCUCUGUGCAGACACACACACACACACACACACACACACACACACACACACACACUGUACAGAGCAGUCACUCAGGCUGUCACAUAGAGAACUGAUGGACUCUGGUGUUUCUGAGACACAGAUGUGAAACUGUUCCUUUAAGGGACUCGGACUCUGCUGAUCCUCCUCCCGUCAGGUCCAGAUUAAACCUCAAUCCAACCUCUGGUGCUGGACUUUGUUACUGUUGAAACCUCAAACUGAACCUGAGUCAUGUGACAGAGUGGUUUUUACCUGUGUGUCGCUCCCUGACGUCGGCCUCCUCUCUGAGCUGGAAUCAUUUUCUACCAACUUAGAUAGUUUGCUCUAACAGAGACCAUGUUAAUGUCCAGGAUCUGAGCUGACUGUGAUCAGUAGGAAUGUGUUUCUGUGUUAACGUCAGGACUCAGAGCAGAGGAUUCACUUCAUUUCUUUUCCUGUUGUCGUCAGUUUGUUCAGAGUCCAUCAGCUGCACGAGUCAAAUCAAUGGAAAAUAGAAAUGUUUAAAACAUAAAGAGGAAUAUUUGAACAAGUCAGUGAAUUAUUCAGUUAGCUGUUUUUCCAUUUUUCUCCUCUGUUUUUGCAUUUGCACUUUUCAGUUUAACAGUUUUACAUUUAAUUUUCCAACCAGUUCAGAAUCCCAUGUAUUUAUUCUUUGUUUCCCUUUUCUCUCUAACAUGAACUCCUGACCUGAUAAAACAAAUAUUUUCAUUUGACUUCUGGCUCUAAUGAGAGUGAAUGUAUUUUAAACUCAGCUGCCAGUUUCAUUUUUAUGGUUCUUAUUAUCUUUGGAGAUGAAAACAAGUAAUAAUAAUAAUAAUGAUACUAAGAGCUGAGGCCCUGUGAGUUUUCAGUGUGUUGAUGAUGGACUGAGCGUUGACAGACGUGUGUUUUCCUCUAUAUGAAGUGGUAGUGGUACUUCCUGCAGUAUUUAAAGCAUGUGUGAUGAGUGCAGGUUUCCACAGAGCAGAGCCUCAGUGCUGCUGCUGCUCUGAGCAAUAUCACCGUUUGUGUUUGAACCAUUUAUCUUGUUUCUGGGACGAGGGAGGGAACAGAGGACGUCUGCGAUGGACGGACUUAUUGCUUUCCAUUUCUCCUUUGUGAGUGAGAGUGCACAUAUAUUGACGAUGUAACUGCAUUAAAUUAUUUAUCCUAAACCAACAAA